Messenger RNA from Chiloscyllium plagiosum (whitespotted bambooshark), 3953 nucleotides. The record is from RefSeq and is a predicted model, not a curated record. Lineage: Eukaryota; Metazoa; Chordata; Chondrichthyes; Orectolobiformes; Hemiscylliidae.
UCCCAUGCUUUGUAGCACAUUCAUGCAUAUUUAGUGCUGCAUAAUUCAAACGUUUAAUUUAUGACAGUGUUCUGUGAGCAUUUAAUACUUGAGCAUCCUGGAUUUUUUUUUUGGAGAUCAUUUGUAAUCGUUCGCCGUUAUUUUUGGUGGCAUGGUGGAAGCAAAUUUAAAAUAUGCUAAUUUGUAUACCAAUUAAAUAGUUGGCCCAACUGGAAUACAUGUGUGGCUGUGGAAUCGGUGGACGUGUGUGUGUUAGAAAGGGGAGCUAAUCUCUGUCCUUGACGAGAUGCGCUAGUGACCUUGUUUAUUAUUCUGAGGGAGACUGAGGGCUUUCGAUCGAAAACGCAGUGGCGAGCAAACCGGAAAGGCAGCGCAAUGUGAAACGAGAUACAGAAGCUCACUCGAUUGCAACUGUGGACUGGUUGGAUUGAGCAGUUGAAUUGUGGAGCGGCUGGAGGUCAUUCUGCAGCGAGAGCCUGUGUGUGUUUGGGGGGCAUCUGGAGACGCUGCUGGAGACCGGCAGCACAGCAGCGUCUGAAAAUAAAACAAUGUUUCCGAGCGACCGCUUUCUGUCCUGGAACUGCCUCUCUCGAUUAAGUUUACAAUUAAAACCUUACACCCGAAGCAUAUAUUCCUACCUCUUUUAAAUCUGUUAAUUUGUGUUGCUUUGUUUAGUUGAAACGUCAAGAAUAUAUUUUCUUUUGCGAUUUUAAUCUUAUUACAAAAGUAGGAGGAACUUAUUUCUCUUUAAAAUUGGCGGUUUCACAGCUUUAAGAAGAUUCAGUCAUCUGCGACAACGGAUUUCAAGGGCGAACGGACAGAAUCACAGAAUUGGGCGAUUGAUGGGACUUAAUUGAACGCAGAGCGGCGCCUCGGUUUCGCUGGAACAGUAGAAAAAACGGCUGCUCUUUAGAAAUAUAUACUGGGUACAACUACUGCAAAUCGGAGAUUUCCCAGGAGAGGGCUUGAAACAAGACCAGAGAGACACCAGCACUCACCCACUACCCUCUCCCUCCGAGAGAUAUGUAUUCAGAUCCCUCUGGAAGAGAUCUGUUGGGAAACAGAACCCUGUUUUUCAUAUUUAUUUGUUCUUUUGCAAUAGUCACUUUGCUGCAGCAGAUUCUGUAUGGCAAGAACUAUAUUAAAAGUGGACUACAUUAUAAAAGGGAGAAUGCGGAAGAGUUGGAUAAUAUGACAGGGACCUAUAAUUUCACGGAUGAUGGAGGACAGAAGACUGACAGUGGUUUGAACAGCAGGUACUUUGAGUUGCGUGAAGCUUCAUUUGAAUACAACUCCUCAACAUGCUGGAAGCUACGGAAUGAGAUCAUGGAGGUGAAGAUACUUUCCAUGGUGAAACAGUCUGAACUGUUUGACAGAUGGAAGACCCUACAGCUGUGUAAAUGGGAAUUGAAUGAGACUGCAGCCAAUAUUUUCAAAUCUCAUUUGACUCGAUGCUGCAAUGCACCAGUGUAUCUAUUUACGACACAGAAGAACACCCCGAAGGGCAUUAAACUGAAGUAUGAAGUAGACAGCAGUGGCUUCAUCUUCAUCGAUGCUGAAGUCUUCCAGUUGUUUCCGAAGGAAAUGCCUUAUUCGCGCUCCCAGUUUAAGAAAUGUGCAGUGAUCGGGAAUGGAGGAAUCCUGAAGGACAGUAGGUGUGGGAAUGAGAUUGACUCUGCAGACUUUGUGUUCAGAUGUAAUUUGCCACCAAUUUCUGAAAAGUAUAUCACAGAUGUUGGAGCGAAGACUGAUAUUGUGACCAUAAAUCCGAGUAUUGUAACUGAGAGAUUCCAAAAAUUAGAGAAGUGGAGACGACCAUUUUAUGAAGUCCUACAAGCCUAUGAAAAUGCAUCAGUGGUUAUGCCAGCUUUCUACAACACCCGCAACACAGAUGUUUCAUUCAGGGUCAAGUAUGUCCUGGAUGAUUUUGAAUCUCAACAAUCCAUGUUCUAUUUCCAUCCACGAUAUAUUGAGAAUGUCUCCCGUUUCUGGAUGAGACAGGGGCUGAGAGCCAAACGACUGAGCAGUGGCUUAAUGUUGGUGACAGCUGCCAUGGAGCUGUGUGAAGAGGUCCAUCUCUAUGGUUUUUGGUCAUUUUCAAUGGACCCCUCUGGUUUCUACAUCACCCACCAUUACUAUGACAAUGUCAAACCUCGGCCUGGCUUCCACAAGAUGACUACUGAGAUCUUUAACUUUCUGCACAUGCACAGUAAGGGGAUUCUCCAAGUCCAUACUGGGACUUGUAGCUGAAAUUCAACAUCCUUUCACCAGUUGGGUGGACCUACCUAUAAAUCAUAUCAACUAGAUUGAAUUUUACUUAGUAUACUUUGAGCUUCAUGGAAUGGAUCAUCCUUCCACAUUACUGGCUAGAUAAACACACAAUAAAUAAGGUAGUGAUACUUUCACUGUGAUUAGCCAUUCAAAGUUCCUGGGUGGGACGUAGGUGUGUAGUUUAAAGCCCUCCUAAGAGUUGGAUAUGGGUUUGUUAGAACGUUAAAAUAUUAACACACUGACUCAAGGCUUCGUAGAAACAAAAACACUCCAGAUGUUGGAAUCUUGCCCCAGUCCUGAAGAAGGGUUACACCCAAAAUGUUAAUUUCUUCCCCUCCUGAUGCUGCCUGGCUUGCUGUGUUCUUCCAGCCUCCUGCCUGUCUACUCAAGGCUUCAUAGGACAAUCAGUAUUUACCAGGCUGUUUUCCAAAAGUCUGAUUCUCCAAAGAACUCAAGAAAUUCUUCCAUUAUUUAGUAUGAUUUAAUUAUGGAUUGUUUUUGAGUUUAUAAGGCUCAGUUAGGGUUAGUUACUUGGUUUUACAUCCAAGUGUAAAGAAUAUCCCAUUCCUACCCUGCUUUGCCAUCCUGACAAAAAACAACAUUCACUCCUCCCAAAUCAGAGGAAGAUAUGGACUGAAAAUGAUGAGUGAGUACAGUUGGAGAUAAUCAAAAUAAGCAGGUUUUAAAUUAUGCAAGUUUCAGAGCUUAAUUUCAUUAAAUCUGCAAGGAGUGUCUCUUGCCUGGAAUGUGUAUUGAAAAUUUCUAGGCAUGCUGUCAAAAUGUUUCCAUCCAGUACAUUUUGAUGACUGUCUCUCCCUUUAUAACAUACUUAGACAAGGGCGAUUAUUGGAAAAAUAGAUAAAUCUUUGUCAUACUUGUUCAUUUGUCCUUGCAUGAAAUUGGAAGAAACUUCAAGAAACCAGUGCAACUAGUUAAUGUUCCAGGUGUUAGUAUCAUGGUUUGAUUAUUGUCCUGAAAUAAUGUAGGACUAUGAUCAGUAAUGACUAUGUAUGGUCUGGGCUGCUUGCAUUAUCUAGAAACCUUGGCUGGUAUCUAGUUAUUUGCAUGUGUGUUUCUAGCUGGCAGUCACCAUCGUGCAGUUUUAAUAACUCUUUCCCUGCUCUUUCAAUCAAUGUUGUGCUUCCAGAAUCACAGAACUGUUACAGUCCAUUAUUGCCUGCACAAGCUCUCUAACUCAGUACCGAUCACUUGCCAUUUUCCCUGUAGCCCUACAUGGUAUUUCUGUUUAAAUGAUCAUCAAACUCCUUCUUGAAUGCUUCCGUGGAGCCUGCCUCAACCACACCUCCAGGCGCAGUAUUCUAGACCUUAACUGUUCACUUUGUGAAGAGGUUUUUAAUCUCACUUCACACUUGGAGAAGGGUGGGACUGUUUUCCAAGGGGAAGAAAAGGCAAAGACACUUUCUAAAUCAUGAGGUAUUUGGACAUAGUAGAUAGGGAGAAACUGCUCGUCCUGCUGGUAAGAUGAUGAAGAACUAGACAGCACAAAUUUAAACUUCUCCAUUUUUUAAACUCCUUGAUUGAAGUUUCUUAUUCCUGGAACUGUUUGUGUAAACUUUUUCUGCACUUGCUCUAACUGAACUUUUAUUGUAAGGGUGGCGUGGUGGCUCAGUGGUUAGCACUGCUGCCUCACAGCACCAGGGACCCAGGUUCGAUUCCAGCCU